Molecule: messenger RNA, 1652 nt
Organism: Trichoderma atroviride IMI 206040
Lineage: Eukaryota; Fungi; Ascomycota; Sordariomycetes; Hypocreales; Hypocreaceae
Biological process (GO): L-arginine biosynthetic process
Molecular function (GO): protein dimerization activity; N-acetyl-gamma-glutamyl-phosphate reductase (NADP+) activity; NAD binding
Source: RefSeq, a predicted model, not a curated record
UUGGGCUGAGAAGCAUCAUCCACCAUGCUCUCAGGCGUCUCCAUGGCCUCGCGCGCCGGCGCUCGCCGUGUUGUUCGACAAUCCGCCUCACUUCUCCCUUCCUUAAGCCCGAUCCGAUGCCUCGCCGGCCGACAGAACAGCCUCCCCACGGCUGCUAUGGGCAUGAGCCAGCGACGACUGUAUGCCAUCGCCACGAAUCCCAACCCCAAUCCUCCCCUCGGCAAGAAGAAUGCCACAAACGAAACCCCGUCUCGAAUUGGCCUGAUUGGAGCCCGAGGUUACACUGGCCAAGCUCUGGUUGAGCUCCUCAACGAGCACCCUUACAUGGACCUUCGACACGUGUCGUCUCGAGAGCUUGCUGGCCAAGAACUCAAGGAAUAUACCAAGCGCAAGGUCAUCUACGAAACAUUGUCGCCCGAGGAUGUUGCUCAGCUGGACAAGGACGGCGCGGUGGACUGCUGGAUUAUGGCUCUUCCCAAUGGCGUUUGCAAGCCCUACGUUGAGGCCCUGGACCGGGGAAACAGCAAAAGCGUCAUCGUUGAUCUCUCGGCUGACUUUCGAUUCGAUGACAAGUGGACGUAUGGCCUCCCUGAACUUGUAAAACGUUCCGACAUUGCACAGUCCAGGCGCAUCGCGAAUCCCGGAUGCUACGCCACUGGUGCUCAGAUAGGACUCAGCGGCGCUCUCGACUUGAUCGAGGGGAUGCCCGUCAUCUUCGGCUGCUCAGGCUACUCUGGAGCAGGUUCCAAGCCAAAUGCAAGGAACAAUGUGGAAGUGCUUAAAAACGCCAUCAUACCUUACUCACUAACGUCGCAUAUCCACGAACGCGAGAUUUCCCAUCAACUAAACCAUCAGGUUGCCUUUAUGCCUCACGUGGCUGGAUGGUUUAGGGGCAUCACGUUGACUAUAAACAUACCUCUCCGUAAGGAAGUGACUUCACGAGAAAUCACCCAGAUGUACCAGGACCGCUACGCCGGCGAGAAACUCAUCAAGGUAGUGGGAGAAGCACCAUUGGUGAGCGCGAUUACGGGACGCCAUGGAGUAGAGAUCGGAGGCUUCGCCGUCGACCCCUCUGGAAAGCGCCUGGUUGUCGUGGCUACGAUCGACAAUUUAGCCAAGGGCGCUUCGACUCAGUGUUUGCAAAACAUGAAUCUCGCACUUGGCUAUGCAGAGUAUGAGGGAAUUCCUCCCAUGUGAGAGCAUUAGCUAGAGCCAGAUUAGAUGAUCUGUUCUUAAUAGGAGUGGUUUGGAUGUUAGGUUGAAAUCGCUGGUAUCAAAGGCCUCAUACUGGAUAGACCUCACAAAUGUCUUUGGUUUCCGGCUUUCAGUAUCAUCCGGCGCAAUGCUUCUUAUAUCCGAGCUGGAAAUACGCUCAAACAGACUUCACUAAAGGGGCGGGAAAGGGGGCCCAGGGACUUGAGUGUGUCACCUUGGUCUCGCAUCCUAUGUUGGGCAGCUGCAAAGCCACAUAUGAAGCAGAAGACAUAUCAACAAAUAUUCAAUCAAGACAGACCAGAUAAGCAGACAUAAACACAGUAGAAAUAAGUUCAGAUGAUACAAGGUCCAUUGAAGUCACGUCGAUCUUUUGGUUCACCGGACUACCAGCUGUGGCAACAUGCAACGUAAUGUACGCAAUUUCAACUCCUUUGGCG